AUGACUCAACUUUCAACACGUAGAAAAGAUUCGUCCAGUAAUAUAGGAAGAACCAUUGAAAAUGGCAAUAGUUUUGGCAGAAGUAUUGAGUUUCGCGAAGGUGCUUCAAUUCAACUAUUGAAACAUAACGAAAGAUCCAGAAAUGAAAAUUUUGGUCAAAUUGUUCUUAAUCCAGAAGCAUUAAACGUUUUUCGAACCAUUCAUGAGCCUCUUGCUAUCAUUUCUGUCGUUGUUUCUUCAACAUUUAUUUAUAAUAUAAAUGGAAUUGUUGGUAAAGAUGACAUAGGAAAAUUGUAUUUAAUGACAGAAUUAAGUAAAUUCGUUCAAGAACCAGAAGUUGGAGAUUUUUUACCGAGAUUAGUUAUUUUAUUACGUGAUUUUACUUUAGUGCCAUUAUUGACAAGUUUGACGAAGAUUGACGAGGUAGAGAAUGCCGUAAAAUCAAUUUACUCUCAACUUCCUCUUAAAUACAUUGAAUUCCUACAAGUUAUCGUUGAACGUAUGAACAGUUCAAAAACAUCCACACUUCCUUUCAAUCCUUCUGAAUAUGGAUCGAUUAUCCAAUAUGUUUCACGAAUGAAGAAAGAUGAAUACAAAUUAACAAAAAUAUUACACAUCAAAGAAGAAGCUGGAAGGUUGCAUUUAGAAGCAUUGACUCGUGGAAAAGAAUUACAUAUGGAAAUAGAAGCACGAAAACAUGAAAACGAAGAAAUGAAAGAAAUUUCAGAAAGAAAAUGGCAGAAAUACAAGCAAAUAUUGAACAACAUAAAUUACAUGAAGAAAGGAAACAGCGUUUAA
Messenger RNA from Rhizophagus irregularis DAOM 181602=DAOM 197198, 798 nucleotides. RefSeq lists its product as uncharacterized. NCBI's taxonomy places the organism in Eukaryota, Fungi, Glomeromycota, Glomeromycetes, Glomerales, Glomeraceae. Gene Ontology annotation, molecular function: GTP binding; GTPase activity. The record is from RefSeq and is a predicted model, not a curated record.